AACAUCUAAUGCAUCAAGUUCUCAAUUUUGUUUCGGUUUCGGUGGGGCAGAGACACACCCCCUAUAUGGGAGGAAACAGCUUCUCUGUGCAUAGGCUGAAAUCUUCAUGAGGGUUUAAACAUGCUGGACUUUCCCAAACAUGGGGCUUUCCCCACCACCAAACAUGAUGUGAAAUAUUGAUGUGACGUGUGAAUAAAUUAAAGUUAAAAAAGGAGAAACGAGAGCAAGUAUCUCCACCCGCAACGUUUAUUUAUGGCAAUAAAAUGAAGAGGUCUUCCUGUGGUGGCAGAUAGGACACACACUGAAGCACAUGACUGUGUUUGCUUGUUCCUGUUGUAAUCUGAAACCUCUGUGAAGCAAAGGGUGUCAACAAAUCAGUAACCACAUUAUAGCGGCUUCUUACGUGGACAAUGUGCCCACUGUUUCUGAUGAUCCAGCAACACGUAGCAAGACAAUCCCUGCACAGCUCAGCAGCAUCAAAAGCUCACCAAGACCACCACAGAUGGCUGCCCCGUUUGUUCCAGUCCCCUUCCCAGUGGACAGGACUGCAGCAUACAGGUCCUGGAUCAAGAGGGGAUCUCCCAUACAUACUAGCACCUCAUCCACUGACUGUGAGCCCUCACCUCUAGAGAGUAUUCCCUGGGUUAGAGGAGUUGGACGCUGGGGUACCACAGGUGAGUCCCAGAGUAGACCUCAAGGAGGCGUGUUGGAUGGGUCACCCUCACUGCUGGAGGGUGAAGGGGGAUUCUGGAAAAACUGGGUGGAGAGACCCAUCACCCCGACGCUGCUGGGCUACGAAAUCCUGGAGGAGAGGGCAAAGUUCACGGUUUAUAAGAUCCUGGUGACCGGGAGUGAAGCUGACAGCUGGGUGAUCUUCAGAAGAUACACAGACUUCUGCAGGCUCAACGAUAAGCUUAAAGAGCUGUUCCCCGGCUUCCACUUAGCCCUUCCCCCUAAGCGCUGGUUCAAAGACAACUACGACGAGGAGUUUCUGGAGGAGAGGCAGAUCGGGCUGCAGACAUUUCUGCAGAACUUGACAGUACACAAAGACAUCAUCAGCAGCGGAGCUGUCAGACACUUUCUGUGUUUGGUUGACCCUCCAAGUCCAUUUGACAGUCUGGAGGAAAGCAGAGCUUUUUGUGAGACUCUGGAGGAAACUAACCAUCGUCUCCAGAGGGAACUCUUGGAAAAACAGAGAGAAGUUGACACUUUGAAGAAAACCCUGGAGGAGAGGGAGAACCACAUCAGCCUCCUGGCAAAGAAAGUCAGGAUAUCGCUGUCACUCUCGUCGGAGAGCUUUGAGCAUCUUUGCGAGCCACCAGCUACUGUAGCCACAGACACGCACAGAGAAGGAGACACAGAUGUGACUGAAGAGGUGGAUGAUGGCAGAGGAUUCUCAAUAGGUGAUGGUCUGAUGCACUGAUAAAAGGUCAUGAAGCUCCCAGCGGUCAACAAUAAUUCCCCAGGUGCAUCUUAAAGUCCAGUGACACAUGAAAACCAAAACAGGAAAUCUAUGAUGAGCUAUUGCAAAUUACACUCUGUUGCAUCAACUCAGAUGCACAAGCUCAGUGACAAAACCAUUUAUGGAGAAUAAUGGAUGGACAGACAUGUUUGGUCUAAUGCAACACCUUGCAGAUUUCUGCUUCAUGUUGAGUCUGAUUAUGAUUCAGCAUUGAAUGUCUGUACCUUCCUUUUGUAUCAAUAUGAGGCUAUUUGUUUGAGGAUACUAGAGGUAAAUUCUCUUUGGCAUGGCCAUGUUGUAUAAAUACCUCAAACUAUCCAGUAUUAUCUUGCUUUCAAGAGAAAAUAAUCUGAUCCUCAUCACAAAUGUGAAUUAUGAACUUUGUUAUUAAUUUAUUGAGGUUUAAUUUAAUAAUUUAAUUCAUCCUUUUUUUAAUCAACAGUAGUGUUAUGUUUUUGAAGCAUUUUGAGGCCAAAGACAAAUACGACCAGCAGAGGGCACUGUAAUAACAGUAUCCAAAACGAAAGCCACUGCACAUGAAUGAGAAGUGAACAUUCAGAACUUGAUGUUCUGUUCUCAGCGCACUCUCAAGGGCUUUUCACUGAACCUUGAACGCGGUGCACUGUGCUCCUGGAUAAUGGGCUGUCAUGGUUUUCUUGAAUGGAAUGCAGAGGAGAGAUGUUUCCCUCUCUAACAAUGAAUAUCAGGUUAACAAUCAAUGAAUGAAGCAUG
Molecule: messenger RNA, 2194 nt
Organism: Thunnus maccoyii (southern bluefin tuna)
Lineage: Eukaryota; Metazoa; Chordata; Actinopteri; Scombriformes; Scombridae
Product: sorting nexin-16-like
Exons: 9
Coding region: 503-1423 (306 amino acids)
Biological process (GO): protein targeting to lysosome; early endosome to late endosome transport; endosome to lysosome transport
Cellular component (GO): early endosome; extrinsic component of endosome membrane; late endosome
Molecular function (GO): phosphatidylinositol binding
Source: RefSeq, a predicted model, not a curated record